Molecule: messenger RNA, 1877 nt
Organism: Cuscuta europaea
Lineage: Eukaryota; Viridiplantae; Streptophyta; Magnoliopsida; Solanales; Convolvulaceae
Source: the annotation of a GenBank genome assembly
GUGUAGAUAGAGUAUAUUAGUAUAUGGAGAAUUACAGCAUUUAUCAGUAUAUUUCCACUUACAAUGAUUCGGUAAAGUUGUUCAAUUCUACAGAUUGCGAUUGAGAAUAACAACACCGUAAAGAUAUGGUGUGAUUUCAGUGCGCCCUAGCUAGGGUAAGUCGGCGAUUUUGGGGUCGGCAAGUUUUCUUCGCUCGACGAUUGUUGCAGGGAAUAAGGAAAGCCGUUGUUUUCGUAGUAAGUUCCAGUCACUCGCGAGUUCCUUUGAUUGACGGGCAAUCGCGAUUGUUCUUCGCUCGCAACUUUCCUUCGCGAGUUUUCUUUCACGAGGCGCAGGGGCUAAGGAUCUCCUUUCAAAUCCGAACGAGUAAGGUUUCAAGGUUGCAGGGCUGUAAAUUGCAGGGGUGCGGCUGACUUGGUCUGGGCGGCCUGAUACGUUUGUAUUGUGGAGGAAGGCAAUCCAAUAUGGUCGACGCUAAUGAGAUGGAGGAGAUAAAUAGGCUAGCAAAUAGGUUGGAGAUGGAGGAGGAAGAUGAAGUCCUUCUUGUGGCGGCUAAAGCUUCUGAGAUCGUGGAGGCAAGGCUGACCUUGGUUGGAACAAUCACUUCAGAAAAGUCGGUACGAUUUUCUUUUUUCCGUGACACUAUGGCUAAUGUGUGGAAGCCUACUAGAGGUGUUACUAUUACUGAGAUAGGUGCACGAAGAUUAAUGUUUCAAUUUUACAAUGAAAAUGAUAUGAUACAUGUGUUGGAGGAAGGGCCGUGGACCUUCGACCAGAACCUAAUUGUGUUGCUAGGUUGAAGCUAGGGGAUCUGCCUUUGCAGAUUUCGUUGAACAGGGCUGACUUCUGGGUACGGGUUCAUGACGUACCAAUGAGUUUUUUUUCAAUUGAAAAUUCUAUAAAUAUUGGGAAUUUUAUAGGGUGUUUUAUCAGGGUGGAUGAACAGAAUUUCUCCAUGGAAUGGAAUCCCUACAUGAGAAUAAGGGUUAGCAUUAAUUUGAACAUGCCUCUUAAGAGGAAAAUGUUUCUCCAAACUGACAAAGGGGAAAGCUUUUGUGUUAAAUUUAGGCAUGAAAAAUUGCCUAGUUUUUGUUUUGCUUGCGGAGUUAUAGGUCAUGCUGAAAGAUUCUGCCCGCAUUAUCCAAAUGGCAUAGACAAAAGUGGAGGCUUUCGCUUUGGACCUGAACUAAGAGCUUCAAAAGGAAUCAUGUAUGGGGGAGGUAACAAAUGGCUAGUCCCAGUUGACAAAGGGAAAGGAAGAGAUGAAGAAGAGGUAUUCGGGAUGGUCAGUCCGGAUGCAGAUAGAAGACCGCAACAGGAGAAGGACUUUGCUCAGACAGGAGAUAAGGUGGAACAGAAACACAGAUGUGUGGAUCAUGAGGAUCAAGAGGCAGCACACAAGGGAAUGGACGUGGAGAAGAGCACAACAAAAAACGGAGAGGGGGCGGGCUACAAUGCCCGCCUGUCAGGCAAAUAGAAGAUGAGCUAGGGCAGACACAAGGGAUGGAGGUUUCUAACAUUCAUCACCUGGAUGUUUAUUUUUGUUGCACUUGUUUUCUUUUUCAGAACUCAGUUGUCUAUUGGUUUUUUAUCUUUACUUACAAUAAGGGUGUGGGUAUGGUAGGUUGUUUCUUUCUGAGUAGGUUCUCUCUUGAUGGAGGCAAUCAGGCUGUCACAGCCGCUAAUAGCUUCUUUGCUCUCACCGUUUCAACGAUUAGUCUCGCUCUUAUUGGGGUGAACUAUUAUAUGUCUGAACAUGACGUGAGGGGGCCGAUGAGCUUUUGGUAUUGCGGGUCUAGUGGGAGUAGUGGGGUUUGGAUCUUGAUUGGUGUAAUGACUCUGUUGAAUUUAAUAUAAGCUAUUUCCUUUCAAAAAAA